GCAGACGACGAGCCACACAACCAAAGACGGCAAUACCAGACACUCGUUUUCGCAAUCUCUAUCAUUAUCAACAAAAUCGAGCGAAUCUACUCCAGCAAGCGUUUUUCAUGCGAUACCCAAUAAGCGAAGCAUUGCUUAGAUCCAACCAUUUAUACAGUCUUUUCUCGAAAAAGCAAAUAUCCCCCAUUUCAUAUAUGCGCUUACUCAAACGCAUCUUGCAAAUCAUUAUUAUAUCCUCGUCCUCUCUUUGGGAUGUAGUACCAUUAGCGAACAAGCGAUUUCCUAUGCUACACUACUUUUGUAUAUGCCUACUCAGUUUUCACCUUUUUUUUUUUUUUUAUUAAUCUUGGCUACGUUAUUUUGGGCGUUUAAGUAUCAUACCAUGGCGAUGAAUAUUUUAUGUUAUCAACGUCAUUUUUCGUCUAGUUUACCAUUCCUUUCAUUUUCUUUG
Trichoderma asperellum CBS 433.97 is the source of this 451-nucleotide messenger RNA. The record is from RefSeq and is a predicted model, not a curated record. NCBI's taxonomy places the organism in Eukaryota, Fungi, Ascomycota, Sordariomycetes, Hypocreales, Hypocreaceae.